This is a messenger RNA of Leishmania braziliensis MHOM/BR/75/M2904, 1068 nucleotides long. RefSeq lists its product as hypothetical. The coding region runs from base 1 to 1068 and encodes 355 amino acids. The transcript has a single exon. Lineage: Eukaryota; Euglenozoa; Kinetoplastea; Trypanosomatida; Trypanosomatidae. The record is from RefSeq and is a predicted model, not a curated record.
AUGAGCUUCGAUAGCUCGAGAGGCUACCGCAGCACCUUCGGCUACCGCACCGCAACCCCCUACCAGCAGCCUAUCGCCCACCGACAAGGGUACACGGAGACGCAACUCACGACGCGCCAGCACGGGGCCGUCAUCGUGGGCUGCUCCACAGCUUGCGCGUUCGUGACGGUGCCCAUUGCGAAGUUGGAUCGCUUUUAUUUUCUCAGCGACGUUCCUGGUGAGUCGGGCCGCAUUUACAUGUCUGAUAAGCGAGCACAGUUUUUUCGGGUGGUGUUUCACACGCGAUGGUGGCAGGGCCGCUCCGUUGUCUGGCUGGCAGCGGACUACGGCUUCCUGCUCGCCACCUUUGCCAUGCUGCGACACUGGUUGGAGACGGCGACGGUCACGGCCCAAUGGAACAGCCGCCGCCGCGGCUUUGUCGCUGGCGCUGUGACCGGUGCUCUGUACGCCACGAUGCGCCAUCCGUACGACGUGCUGCGUGCAACGGCAGAAGCCCUGGCGGGGCCACACCAGUUUCGCGGCGCCGCGGACGUCCUCGUCACGGCGCUGAGAGAGCGACCGCGGGUGCUACUUGGUAUGUAUCGCGGUUUCUCCGUCGCGGUGCUAAGUCGUUCGUUGCAGUUUGCUCUUCAGUUUGGCCUCUACAACUGGAUGCGUUACGACGGGGUCUACCGCCAUUCCAUGGUGUUGUUCCUUUACUGCCACCUCGCCACGUUUCUUGGCGUGAUGGCUCAGUACCCAGUGCACUCUCUGCGACAAGAACUGCGAGUCCUCAACGCCGCCACACGUGGGCAACCGCAGAGUUAUCGCUCACUCUUCCUCGAUCUGCGCCGGCGCCACGGCAUCACUAAGUUGUACGACGGCUUCUUUAGGAGUAAGCCAAUUCUGAACGCGGUUCCGAUGGCGUUGCUAAUGACCGCGUACGACAUGUGCACUCGGCGCUUCACAGAGUAUCUGCACCCCGAGGCGACGGCAGUGCCGACCCACACGCAGUCCUUCACGUCUGUUGCGGCCCCCCCAUACGUGACGCACCCGCCACCUUACGAAUUUGUGCGCAAAACCCCGUGA